AUCUCUGGAUUAAAGUAUAUUGCAUUUUCAAGUUCAAAAAUUAAAAAUAUUAUUGCAUAAAAAUAAUGCACUUUUUUUCUCUUUCCACAAGUUACCUCCAACAGAUUAUUAAAGGUAGGUGGAAAAUUUAUUUAGAGCAUGAUGAACCCAGCCGUUAGCAGGAAGGCGGCACAACAACGUCAGCGGCGCACCUACAGAGUGAGAAGAGAUAUUUUCGCUGAGUACGACGAUGCUGAGUUACUGAAAAGAUUCAGAUUGGACCGUGCUGGUAUUGUUGCAGUGACUGAUAUAGUGAGAGACAAGCUGCAAAGUAAAACUGAAAGAAAUAGAGCCUUGACCCCUGAGAUGGUGGCCAUCACAUUACGAUAUUUAGCCACAGGAAAAAUGCAACAGUGCAGUUGUGAUGAUUUUGGAACAACGCAGCCCACUAUCAGCCGUGCAAUAUCACAGACAAUUGAUGCACUGGCUGACCCAGAAGUAAUCUGCCAGUUCGUGGCUUUCCCUCACACCCAGCGUGAAGUGCAGCAAAAACAGGCAGAGUUCAUGCAAGUAACUCAGUUUCCCGGUGUUGUGGGAGUGAUUGAUGGCACUCAUAUAAGAAUUGUGUCUCCUCAUGUCGAUGAACAUGUAUAUGUGAACAGGAAACGCUAUCACAGCAUAAAUGUGCAAGUAGUAUUUGAUGCUCACUAUAAGAUUCUUGACAUUGUGGCAAGGUGGCCUGGCUCAGUCAACGAUGCAAGAAUACUAGAUAAGUCAGCACUCAAACUGAUGUUUGAGGAACAACAUGUACCUGCAGGAUGCUACCUUCCCGGGGACAGUGGCUAUCCCUGUAAGCAGUGGCUCCUCACUCCUUACCUUCGCCCUCAAACUGUUGCACAAGCUAAUUAUAACAGUUCCAGUACCUUACGAUGCAGCCGAGGGGACUGACGCCACCACCACCACUGCCACCACCGCCACAACAAGGGUUAUUCGAGUGGGGAACAUGCUUCAGGUGUUGCCCCAAGAUGCCUCAGCCCCGCAGCCCCACUUCCCCAUGAUAGUGCAGGCAGGGAAUGUCAUACAGGUUGUUCCAGCUGACAACACGCAGGUAUUAGGGGCAGAAGUCGUUGGAGUUGGUCGGGUCAUGCAAGUGGUCGGAGUCCCAGGCUUUCCCCCGACCCCAGCCCCAGACCCCUGCCCCAGCCACCCCUCUCCCUGUGACCCCUGCCCAGUCAUCCCUCACCCCCUCCUGCCCCCAUGCGGUGCUGCCAGCGGGGGUGAUGGGAGGUGGAGGUGGGCCACACACACCUGGGUUAGCUGUGGCUUGGCUUAUCUCCCUCCUCAGCAGCAAAUCCCGAGGAUCAACGAGGACAUGGUGGACCCAGAGAUUGCAGCAGCAGCAAGAGAGAGAGAGAGAAGCAAGAGAGGAGGGAGAGGAAGGAGAGGAGGAGGAGAGAGAGGGAGGCCAGGAGGGAGGCACGUCAGAGAGAGAGGGAGAGGAAGAGGUUGAUUCUGUUACAACAACAACUGCAACAACAACAACAGUUAGUCAGUGAGGAGGGGGAGGGGCCGUCCUCUGAUGCUGAGGAUGAGGUAUUGUUCAGGGAGGCCAUGUCGGAGGUGCCGGUGGUGGGGUCGCCAGUUCCGGAGUACGAGGUGGAGGAGGAAAAGGAAGAGGAGGACGAGGAGGAGGCACGGAUAAGGAAGAAGAAAAGAUUAUUAGCUGUAGCCCUCCCUCCAGCUGAUAAGGGGAUAAGCCAUAGUAAGCCACAGCUUACUAUGUUCAACAGAUGCCUGAAGGAAGUGUGUGUAAGGGAGGAUAAAGAGAUCAUGCUGGCCUAUGCAGACGAUGUCGCUGUCGUGACAGGAAGCCAACAAGAUCUUCAAGAGGCCAUGACAAGAUGGAAUGAUGUUUUAAAUAGGGAAGGAAUGAGAAUGAACAAACAAAAAACUUAUUUACUAGUGGACAAGCAACAAGUGAUGGUGUGGCUCUGAGCCACUGUAGUAGGGAUGUUAUGGUUUAAGUGUAGGAAGUUGCAAAUGCUCACCUAACAAUUGCACCUUAGUAGAAAAACACAAACAGGAAGUUUAUGCAAGUUUUGAUCCUUAUAUAAAAUGUUGUAUUGCAUCAAACCUCCAUACAUUACUGUCUCUAUCCAGUAUGAGACCGGUGUUCAGGAAGCACAAGCAUGUGCUGAAUAACAAGAAGCCGGCAUUGGUGAAGGUGACAACAUUUCAUCUAUUUAUACAUACUUUUUAUUAUUAAAGCUUAUCUUAUAAUUAUUUCUGAAGAGAUUGACUAAUUUUUGUAGUAUUUAUGACUUAGAACUAUGAUAAAGCUAUGAAUUGAUAUAAUUCCUGAUUUGUUUUAUCUUUUCAUUAUCCUUCCUUUGUUAAUUGAGCAUUUUAUAUUACUUAGCUUAAAAAUGCAAGAACGGUUCAGAAGUAUCCAACCUUGGGCUAAGGGCCAAAAUUAUGGUAUCAUUCAAAAUGUCCUUCAAAGAAAGCCCUCUGUAAUCCAACACACUUAGCCCAUUAAUCCUUCCAUUUCUCAUCAAUUUGUUCAACAUUCAUAUUUUUCCCUUAUAGGGUUGAACAAUUUUCAUGGGUUCAGAGCAAAAGGCUUCCUCAUUCCUCCCCAAGGUAUUCUCGGAUGGUAAGCAGGUUUGACUCUGGAGCAAACCUGACCAAGGGCUACUGCCCAAGGCUACAGAGGUUCCUCUCCCUGAGGCUGAAUGCACCAUGUGAGAUGGUUCUGUUAUGUGGAUGAAUGUCAUGGUGGAUAGCAGUGCCACCACAUUCCUACAAUCAUCCAUCACUCCACUGCUCAAAUGCUUCUGCAACCAAUGAUAGGUAUGCUGCCACAUUCUGCAUGGUCUCCUUGGCUCUCAGAUAAGGAUACUGUCAACAGGUUUGGGAUUGCCAAAAAAUCAUAAGGAGCUAUGUCUGAAAAGUCCAGAGAGAGAGAGAGAGAGAAAGAAUGAGCAAGAGAAAGAGUAGGAUGAAGCAAAGGAAGAGUCAAGAUGGAGGAAGAGAGAGUAGGACAAGAAAAAACAACAAAUAAAUCCCCUACACGUCUUGUCUCCAUUCACACAAGCCAUGAAAAGCUUGUCCAUCCCUGAGUGCUCAGAAGCAGUGUUCCACUGAUGAUGUGGAAACUUGAGACACCCAAUCAUUUAAUGGGCUUUAGUAGGUUUUGUCACCAGUCUUCUGUGUGUCACUGACUACAUUUUGAAAUUUUUAUCUGUUCUAUUUAAUUUUGUGUGUAUGUACACAAUGUUUAUGGUCAAUAAACUAUUUAUAAAACUAUUUAUCUGUGUGAGUAAGAUAAAAGCAGUUAUUGUUAUUAUUAUUAUUAUUAUUAUUAUUAUUAUUAUUAUUAUUAUUAUUAUUAUUACACAUUUUCCUCCUUGUAUUUAAAUAUUAUUAUUAUUAUUAUUAUUAUUAUUAUUAUUAUUAUCAUGAAUUGUUCUUGUUUAUAAAUAAAAUACUGUAACUGA
Messenger RNA from Scylla paramamosain (green mud crab), 3479 nucleotides. Its product is annotated as putative nuclease HARBI1. The record is from RefSeq and is a predicted model, not a curated record. The transcript has 6 exons. Lineage: Eukaryota; Metazoa; Arthropoda; Malacostraca; Decapoda; Portunidae. The coding region runs from base 139 to 927 and encodes 262 amino acids.